Arachis ipaensis is the source of this 1591-nucleotide messenger RNA. Its product is annotated as protein ABIL1. The record is from RefSeq and is a predicted model, not a curated record. Lineage: Eukaryota; Viridiplantae; Streptophyta; Magnoliopsida; Fabales; Fabaceae.
UUUAUUAUUUUCCAAAAGAACAAAACACAAACAAAAAGCUCACUCCCUUUCUUUUCUUUUCUUUUCUUUUCUUUUCUUCCCCCUUUCUUUCCAUUCUCCUUCUUCAAUCUUUCCCUCUCUCUUCUUUAACAAGUUUCCUUCUCUCUGAUUAAUCAUAACAACACUGAACACAAUGGUAGCAGUUCUGCGUUUCUAACCGUUUGGUUGAGUUUGUUACGUUUUAUGCACAAGUUAGUUACGUUCCGUUUCACACGCUUCUGAGUUAGUUACGUUUUAAGCGUAGUUAUAAAAAAAUCAAUGGAGGUUGAGCGUCCAACUACAACGCCUCUUAACUCCGCCAUGACCUUCGACGAGGCUUCCAUGGAGCGCAGCAAGAGCUUCGUCAACGCUUUGCAGGAGCUUAAGAACCUGAGGCCUCAACUUUAUUCUGCCGCAGAAUACUGUGAAAAAUCUUAUCUCAAUAGUGAACAGAAACAAAUGGUACUUGACAACUUGAAAGAUUAUGCUGUAAGAGCUCUUGUGAAUGCUGUUGAUCAUCUGGGAACUGUCGCGUGCAAGUUAACCGAUCUUCUAGAUCAGCAAACGUUGGAUGUAUCAACUAUGGAUUUGAGGGUCUCUACUGUAACUCAGAAACUUCUUACAUGCCAAAUUUACACGGAUAAAGAAGGUCUUCGGCAACAGCAAUUGUUGGCAAUCAUUCCCAGACAUCACAAGCACUACAUUUUACCAAAUUCUGUCAAUAAAAAGGUGCAUUUCAGUCCACACAUACAGAUUGAUGCAAGACAAAAUCCAUUUCAAACCAGGACUCGUUUUCAAUCUUCAGGUACCCCUGCAUCAAAAACUCUUUCAUGGCAUUUAGCAUCAGAGACUAAGUCAACCUUAAAAGGAGUUUCACAUGCUUCACCAAUCAUCGAGACCCCAAAGUUUUCUGCCAAGACUCCUGAAGUUUUCCAGCUUUUAGAUAAUGAAGAGAGUACCUGGAUGAAACCAUCGCCAGCACAAAUUCACUUAUCAAAUGGAGCUCCUGCUUCUAAUAUCGGGCUAUCUUUGGGUGGCACACGCAAGGAUUCAUUGGAGGGUUCCAGACCAAUUACACCAUUCAGGUCAUUCGACAACCAAAACCGAUGCGACACUGUCCAAGUCCCUGUUCGAAGCAAAAGUGUGCUAUCAGCUUUCUUUGCUAAGCAGAAAACGCCAAAAGUGAAGGCCGUUUCUUUCUCAUGAGUAUCUCAGUGCUAAGUUAAACCCCGUCUGCAAUUCAUGCUUUUCUAUAAUUCUCUAAAUGCUUAGAAUCUAUUAGUUUCUGGUUCAUAUCUGGUACAAGCCUUUGAAUAAUGGCCAUGUAUAGCUCCACAGGCCGGGAAAUGAUAACAAAUUCAUAGUAGUGAUAUUGAUCUUUGUUACCCUUGUGAAUCUUGAUCUAUGUUCUGUAGUGCUCAGGCACAUGUAAAAUGCAUAAAUGUGGUAUGCUGAUGCUAACUGUUAGAGUUUUGAUAUACAAAUCUUCCCAAGAUCUGCUUUGUUUCUGAAUAUUAUAUUUUCUGAGGGGACUGAUUUGCUAUCCCGGUAUAAGUACAUGUGAUAACUGAUA